AGUUUUCUUGAUGUCUAGAAUUACAAAUAAAUCUAUUGGAAUGAUUCCUGAAUUAAAAACUGAAUUGAAUACACUUGAAAAUUUGGAAUAUGUGACGGCAAGCCUACAUACGAAAAUAAAGCAGUCUACAGUGAAACAGACCACGUGUUUUCAAGAUUAUGAUGAUCUCAUCAAGCUGCAAAUUGAAAAUAUUAAACUUAAACACCGGUUCGCAAGAAUCAUAAAAUCAAUAACUGAAGAGCAAGAUACAAAUUUUAAAAUGCAAGAAGGUAAUAUUCCUUCCAUUACGGGGUAUUUGGAAAAAGUUUUUACAAAAGCAAUUGCGAAUGCAUAUCCCCGUUUUUGUAACGUUCCAACUAUUAUUGCGGCUGUGAAUGUGUCGUCAAAAUUCGGAGACUACCAGUGUAAUAACGCUAUGGGACUUGCCAAGAAAAUGAAGGAACAAGGAAUUAUAAAAACUCCACGAGAUAUUGCUCUAGAUAUUCAAAAGUUUGUUCCAGAGUCCUCAAUAAUAGAGAAAGUAGAAGUUUCAAGUGCUGGCUUUAUCAACAUUUUUAUCAGCAAGAAACUUGCUGUGCUUUCUUUAACAAACAUAUUGCGGUAUGGCAUUCAGCCACCAAAGGUUCCAAAAACACGCGUAUUAGUUGACUUUUCUUCUCCAAACAUCGCAAAACAAAUGCAUGUCGGUCACUUACGUUCCACCAUAAUUGGGGAGUCAAUCUGCAGGCUUCUUGAAUUUCUACAACAUGAUGUAAUUCGCAUCAAUCAUCUCGGGGAUUGGGGAACGCAGUUUGGUAUGCUUAUAGCUCAUCUAGAAGAUCGUUUUCCAAAUUUUCAAAACGAGAGUCCACCAAUUGGAGAUCUUCAAGAAUUUUACAAAGAAUCUAAAAAACGGUAAGUGUUAUAACAAUUAUUUUAAAAUUUGGU
Molecule: messenger RNA, 927 nt
Organism: Drosophila navojoa
Lineage: Eukaryota; Metazoa; Arthropoda; Insecta; Diptera; Drosophilidae
Gene: ArgRS
Product: arginine--tRNA ligase-like protein
Biological process (GO): arginyl-tRNA aminoacylation
Cellular component (GO): cytoplasm
Molecular function (GO): arginine-tRNA ligase activity; ATP binding
Source: RefSeq, a predicted model, not a curated record